UGCGGCGGCGGCGUGUGGUCCAGUUCGUGGGUGUAGCCUCCCACCAAGUAGAUGGUGUCCUCCACCGAGAGCAUCUGCUGCUUGCGGAUGUGCACCGAGCAUGGUCGGAACGCCGUCCAGGUGUCGGAAGUGGGGCAGUAACGGAGGAGGAAAUCGACGCGCCUGCCUCCGUGCGACUUGACAGCGGCAUCCAUGAGCCGGACUCCACACAGCCGCUCAGCCGCUUCGACUCUCCCGACAGCGGGCCGUACGUGAUCCGAGUCUAGGAUGCGGGAGCCGGCGUGGGCCUCCUGGUUCCCCCGCUGCCUGGUGCUCGUCAUAGCCACUCAGAGGGCGGCUUGCCAGGGCUCCUCGCUGCGUCGAUGCGACGAGACGGACUACUACUACCAGUACACAGAGUGUGACACAACGGGCUCCCGAUGGAGGGUGGCCAUCCCUUUCCGCCCGGGCGCCUGCUCCGACCUCCCACCCCCCAGCAGGGGAACGGACUGCUCCUUCUCCUGCUCAGCUGGUAAGUUCUUGGAGAUGUCCACGCAGUCGUGCACGCCGUGCGCCUCCGGCUCCUACUCGCUGGGCAGUGGCCUCCGCUUUGACCAGUGGGACGCCCUCCCGCUGGGCUUCAUCAGCAUCGCCAGCCUGCUGAGCCCUGGGCCGCACAGCGAGGACCUCCAGGCGUGUAACAACUCGACGUGGACGCCGCAGGGGGUCUACCUGGAGUCCAACAGGGACGAGUGCACGGUGUCGCUGGUGUACGUGGUCCACCUGGAGAAGCAGGGCUCGGUGUCCUUCACCUACCAGUACCCCGAAGGCAACAUGUUCUUCGAGUUCUAUGUGCAGAACGAGCAGUGCCAGGAGAUGAGCCAGAGUGACGAGCAGAAGUGGCUCAAGGUCACCAACCACGGCGAGUGGGCCACGCACCAAAUCAGUCUGUGGGCCGGCACCAACAUCUUGUACUGGAGAACCACUGGGAUCCUGGUGGGCGGGAAGAUGGUCAAACCAGUUCUGCUCAAGGACAUCAAAAUAGAGGGCGUCGCCUACUCGUCCGAGUGCUUUCCCUGCCGACCCGGUUGGUUCAGCCCGACCGCCGGCUCCUCCUCCUGCCAGCCGUGUCCCAGCAACACCUUCUCGGGCAAGGGCUCCUCCUCCUGCUCCCCCUGCCCCGACAACCACUACUCGCAGGAGGGAUGGGCCGAGUGCAAGGUGAGGCCGCCUUGCUCCGACAAGGACUACUUCCAGAUCCACACGGCGUGUGACGGCGAAGGCAAGACGCAGGCGGUGUACCGCUGGGUGGAGCCCAAGGUCUGCGACGAGAACGCCACCGACGCCGUCCUGCUACCCAGCUCGGGUACCAGGAAGUCGUGCCCGCCGUGCAACCCGGGCUUCUACAACAGCAACGACUCCACCUGCUCGCCGUGCCCGCCUGGCAGCCGUUCGGACGGAACCUACGCGUGCACACCUUGCCCUGCAGGUACCGAGCCAGUUCUGGGUUAUGAGUACAGAUGGUGGAACGUGCUUCCCUCCAACAUGAAGACAUCCUGCUUCAACGUGGGAAACUCCAAAUGUGACGGCAUGAACGGUUGGGAGGUCGCGGGCGACUACGUCCGAAGCGGAGCCGGCUCGUCGGACAACGACUACCUCAUCCUCAGCCUCCACCUGCCUGGUUUUAAGGUCCCGGCCUCGCUGUCGGGGAUGAGUGGCGGCGAGGUGGCUCAGAUCACCUUCGAGUUUGAGACCGUCUGCACCGCCGACUGCGAGCUCUACUUCAUGAUGGACGUGCACAGCAAGGGCACCACCGUGGUGGAGUCGUGGGAAGGCAGCAAGCAGAGGCAGUCGUACUCGCACAGCAUCACCCAGAAUAGCUCCGUCACUUUCACGUGGGCCUUCCAGAGGACCAGUCACACUCUGGACGUGCGUCGUUACGUCAGCGACAGCGUGAAGGUCUUCUCCAUCCACGUCACCAACGUCCUGGACGGCGUGGCGUCCGGGUGCCGGGCGUGCGCCCUUGUGCCCGAGAACUCGCAGCGUGCCGGCUCGUCCUGCGUGCCCUGCCCGCCGGGGUUUUACAUCCACGGCGAAACCAACCGCUGCAAGGAGUGCCCCCCCAACACCCACCUGGCGAGGCGCCACACCUACGGCCAGGAGGCGUGCGUCCCGUGCGGGCCGGGAAGCAUCAGCAACAAGGAGCACUCCCGUUGCUACAGCGACUGCUCCUUCUCCUACGCCGAACGCAACCGCACGUUCACCUACGACCUCAGCGCUCUGAGCGACGUGGCCUCGCUCACCCUCGAGCCCAGCUUCACCACCAAGGGCACGAAGUACCUCCACCUCUUCAACAUCAGCCUGUGCGGCCACGAGGGCACGAGAGCCGCCGUCUGCCGGAACAACCUCACCGACUUCAGCGGCGUCUUCAACAAAGACGACCGCGGCGAGGCGGCCCAGCUCGCCAACGCGGUGGACAGCUUCGUCUGUCAGUCCACCAUCAUCCCCGCGGAUGGGCGGGGCUUCAGGAUGCCCAUUUCCUCCCAGUCCAUCGGCCUGGCGGACACUUUCCUCGGCGCCACGGUGGACACGGCCCUGGAUGGCGUCAGCGCCGAACUCCAUCUUUUCCCGGAAAACGCAAACAACAUCCCAGACAUCAACUUCUUCUUCAGGUCCACGCAGGUGACAGCUUCCUGUGAGCAGGGUCGCAGUUCAGUCGUCACGGUUCGCUGCAACGCCCGAAAAUCGGAACGUGGCGAUGUCUCAGUGCCCAGCUCCUGUCCCGCAGGAACGUGCGACGGCUGCACCUUCCACUUCCUGUGGGAGAGCGCCAGCGCCUGCCCCCGCUGCACGCAGGACGACUACCACCAGCUGGACGGAGCGUGCAAAGGCGGCGUCCAGGAGACAUUUUAUUUGUGGAACGAGCCCAAGCUGUGCACAGGGGGCGUCUCGCUGCCUCUGAGAAGCUCCGCCCCCUGCGAGGCCAUCGCCAUGUGGCUGAAGUUUGGGGUGGGCGGCGGCGCCUUCUUGGCGGUGCUGCUCGUCUCCCUCACCUGCUACUUCUGGAAGAAGAACAGGAGGCUGGAGUACAAAUACUCGCGUCUGGUGAUGUCGGCCAACAAGGAGUGUGAGCUUCCCGCCGCAGACAGCUGCGCCCUGGAUGAGGGGGAGGAGCCUGAUGAUGACGCCGUUUACACCCGAAAGCCGUCCCUGCUGGGGAAGCUCCGCGCCAUUGCCAGCAAGCAUGAAGGAGGAGACGACAGCGAGUCCGUGCAGCUGAACAGCUCCCAGUCAGACCGCUGGGUCCUGGGCUAGGCCUUUGCUGAUGUCAUCACGCCUCAGAUGACAAAACACUGGACCAGAUCUCUUUACAAAUACAUUGCUUUUGUACAGUUUUAUUUUGGGGCUUUCUGUUGGGGGUCCUGUAUUUAUAUCAAUGUUGUUUAUUAAAGUCCUAUAUGUCUU
Molecule: messenger RNA, 3444 nt
Organism: Doryrhamphus excisus (bluestripe pipefish)
Lineage: Eukaryota; Metazoa; Chordata; Actinopteri; Syngnathiformes; Syngnathidae
Product: endosome/lysosome-associated apoptosis and autophagy regulator family member 2-like
Biological process (GO): positive regulation of BMP signaling pathway
Cellular component (GO): membrane
Source: RefSeq, a predicted model, not a curated record